Molecule: messenger RNA, 567 nt
Organism: Nymphaea colorata (pocket water lily)
Lineage: Eukaryota; Viridiplantae; Streptophyta; Magnoliopsida; Nymphaeales; Nymphaeaceae
Product: protein PLANT CADMIUM RESISTANCE 2-like
Exons: 4
Coding region: 1-567 (188 amino acids)
Source: RefSeq, a predicted model, not a curated record
AUGAAACAGGCAGCGGCGGCGGCGGCAUCGUCUUCCCCUAAUGAGCGAGGCGGCUAUUAUGGGGAGCCGACCCUUGGCAUCCCCACCACCCUACGGGUCCAGCGCGAAUUAUAUGGUUACCCUAGCGACGUCCAAUUUCGCAAGCAAUUCCCCACCCGGUGGUCGACAACCCUCUUCCAAUGCUGCACUGAUCCCUCUACCUGCCUCUUAACAUGCUGCUGCCCUUGUGUCGCAUUCGGCCAGAUUGCGGAGAUAGUCGACAGGGGUGAAACGUCCUGCAUCAUAGGCACGGGCCUGUAUGAGGUGAUCAGGUGCUUGACAGGGUGCGCCUGCCUCUACUCUGCCUUCUUCAGGGCGAAGAUGAGGGCCCAGUAUCGCCUGCCGGAGAGCCCCGCUCCCGAUUGGGCCGUCCACUUACUGUGCGAGCCCUGCGCCCUCGCCCAGGAGUACAGAGAGCUCAAGCGUCGGGGUUACGACAUGACCAUAGGUUGGAAGGGGAACUUGGCAACGCAGAGGGUUCCGCCCACCAUGCCUCCUGUUGUGUUACCACCAAUGACCAGAAAGUAG